This is a messenger RNA of Drosophila montana, 1313 nucleotides long. RefSeq names its product Hen1 methyltransferase (gene Hen1). Gene Ontology annotation, cellular component: cytoplasm; nucleus. The record is from RefSeq and is a predicted model, not a curated record. NCBI's taxonomy places the organism in Eukaryota, Metazoa, Arthropoda, Insecta, Diptera, Drosophilidae. Gene Ontology annotation, biological process: RNA methylation; siRNA processing; piRNA processing. Bases 131 to 1273 code for a protein of 380 amino acids. The transcript is spliced from 4 exons. Gene Ontology annotation, molecular function: O-methyltransferase activity; RNA methyltransferase activity.
CACCUUAAGUUGUCCGCUUGUGUUCUGCUUUCUUGGAAUUUUUCCCAUAUACUGCUCGCGGUCGCACUGAAGCCGACAAAAACAGAUGUAAACAACUCGAGUAAAUUCCCAAGACCAUUUUGCCUUUAUAAUGUUUCACUACACACUGCCUUGUGGUGGCUUUAAUACACUGACGAAACUCACAGAAACGGGAAUUAACUUCGAUCCGCCGGUGUACGAGCAGCGAUAUUGUGCUACAAUUCAAAUAUUAGAAGAUACGCGCUGGGUACACGAAAUCAAAAAGGUCACUGAAUUUGGCUGUGCUGAGAUGCGACUCUUCCAGUUAAUGCGACGCAUAGAAACUAUCGAACACAUUCUGCAGGUGGACAUCGACGACAAUCUUUUAAAGGGGCAUUUAAAUCGUACCAACCCACUUGUUUGCGACUUUCUCAGACAACGCCUCGGUCCACUGCGUGUUGAGGUGCUGCAUGGCAGCGUCGCGGACUCAGCUGAAGAAUUAAGGGACACAGACGCGGUCAUAGCAUUGGAACUCAUCGAGCAUGUUCAUGACGAUGUGCUGGCUAAGAUUCCUGCAAAUGUUUUUGGAUUUAUGCAGCCAAAAAUUGUAAUUUUUAGCACACCCAAUUCGGACUUUAACAUAAUAUUCACACGCUUCAAUCCGCUGCUGCCGAAUGGCUUUCGCCACCACGAUCACAAGUUUGAAUGGACACGCGAGCAGUUCAAAUCCUGGUGCCUGGCCAUCACCGAAAAGUAUCCCAAUUACAUGUUCUCCUUGCUGGGCGUCGGCGAGCCGCCGCCCGGCGACGAAUCCGUGGGCUAUGUCUCCCAAAUGGCCCUGUUUGUGCGAAAGGAUAUGCUGGGCAUGCCACUGCCGGAGCCACUUAAAGUCCAGCCUCUGCCAGACAUCGGAGCCAGCUAUAAGCGUCUGCAUCUCGUUGAUUUUCCCUUCAAUAAGGACAAUCGCACGCAGGAGGAGAAAAUAUGGGCGGAGAUCGAAUUGCAACUGCAUCGCUGCACAAAGGACGAGGAUAAUUAUGAUAACGAGAAAUGCAUGUACAAAAUGUCCAUUUUGGAGCUGCUUGACAGGCUCGCCUAUUUGGGCGCUACGCGCCAAAUAUUGGAUCAACUAUUGGAGCAGCAUAAAAAGCCAAUCGAAAAUGGUUUUGUGCUCAUCGAGGAGGAGCCCGAUUGCAACUACAACGAGGAACUGUUUGAGGAGUACGAACAAACGGCGCCAGUCUCCAGCGCAGAUGAGGAAAACUGGGAUAACUAAAUGUAUAAGAAUAAUAAUAAUAAUAAUAAUAUGAAUAGUA